Penicillium daleae is the source of this 798-nucleotide messenger RNA. Its product is annotated as putative 2-deoxy-D-gluconate 3-dehydrogenase. The transcript is spliced from 2 exons. Gene Ontology annotation, molecular function: oxidoreductase activity, acting on the CH-OH group of donors, NAD or NADP as acceptor. Lineage: Eukaryota; Fungi; Ascomycota; Eurotiomycetes; Eurotiales; Aspergillaceae. Bases 1 to 798 code for a protein of 265 amino acids. The record is from RefSeq and is a predicted model, not a curated record.
AUGGCAGCCACAGUACAGUCUCUCUUCUCCCUGAGCGGCCGCACCGCCGUCGUCACCGGCGGCACGCGAGGCAUUGGCCAGGCCAUGGCUUUCGCUUUAGCCGAAGCCGGCGCCGAUAUCAUUCUGAUCCAGCGCGACCAGUCCAACACCGCCACCAAGGACGAGAUCAUCAACCGUCUUGGCCGCAAGGCGCACAUCCACGUUGCCGAGCUAUCAGACCGCAAGGCCGUCAAGGAGAUCAUUCCUGCCCUCGUGAGCCAAGGCUUCAAGCCCGACAUCCUGCUGAACUGCGCGGGUAUCCAACGGCGGCACCCGAGCGAGAAGUUCCCCGACGAGGACUGGGACGAGGUCCUCGAAGUCAACCUCUCUCAAGUCUUCAUCCUCUGCCGCGAGUUCGGCGCCUACCUUCUAGCCCGCGACGCCUCUGAGUUCCCCUCCGGCUGUCGGGGCUCCAUCAUCAACGUUGCCUCACUACUGACUUUCCAAGGUGGCAUCACCGUGCCUGCCUACGCCGCGUCCAAGGGCGGCGUGGGCCAACUCACCAAGGCGCUGUCUAAUGAGUGGGUGGCCAAGGGUAUCAAUGUCAACGCGAUUGCCCCUGGGUACAUUGCCACGGACAUGAACACCGCAUUGAUCAAUGAUGAGAGCCGGAAUGCCGGUAUCAUGGCGCGAAUUCCGGCCGGUCGGUGGGGCCAGCCGGAGGACUUUAAGGGCGUGGUGGUCUUCUUGGCUAGUGGUGCCAGUAGUUAUGUGUCUGGAGAGAUUAUUACGGUGGAUGGUGGGUGGAUGGGUCGGUAG